This is a messenger RNA of Corticium candelabrum, 1184 nucleotides long. RefSeq lists its product as uncharacterized. The transcript has a single exon. Gene Ontology annotation, molecular function: nucleic acid binding; zinc ion binding. The coding region runs from base 631 to 1041 and encodes 136 amino acids. Lineage: Eukaryota; Metazoa; Porifera; Homoscleromorpha; Homosclerophorida; Plakinidae. The record is from RefSeq and is a predicted model, not a curated record.
UGUGCGUCCGUUGUUAUUGUGUUCAUAUACUAAGCUGAAUAGAGUAUCUAAAGGAACUCACUGUCUAAAGGACCCAGAAACAUAACAAGUGGUGAUGAGGAUCGGAUAAUACUUUUGCUUGACCAUGUCUGCAGAGGUACGGUUUGUAGGUUGAAUUGAAGAGUUCGACAGUAACAAGGAUUACUGGGUUGAAUACAAGGAGCGGCUCGAUCAAUACUUUAAGGCAAUGGUCUUGACAAGGAGAACGAAAACGAACGGAAAGUAGCGGUGUUUCUCACGGUCAUUGGAGGUUCAGCGUAUAAGCUGUUACGAAGCCUAGUGGUGCCAGACUUACCAGCUAGCAAGUCAUAUCAGGAGUUGACGGAAGCCUUGGCAAAGCACUUAGCGCCGAAGCCACUGGCAAUCGCGGAGCGAUUCAAGUUACGUCAACGGAAUCAAAGGGAAGGUGAGUCAAUCUCACAGUAUAUUGCAGAAUUACGACGUUUAGCCGAGCACUUCGAGUUUGAUGACAAGUUGGACGAUCAGCUAUGUGACCAGUUUGUUACUGGAUUGCGGAGUGUAACCGCACAGAAGAAGCUACUCGGAGAAUCGAACCUGACACUGAAAAGAGCUGUCGAGGUGGCCACGUCAAUGGAAGUCGCCGAUAUCCAGGCUCAGCACUUGCGAGGUACUUCCAUUCCAGUCAGAGAUGAGUCGGAAGGAUCUGUUGCAUUUGUGAGAAGGAAACAAGUGACAAAGGCGAAGGGACACACCUCGGCUUGUCAGACGCCAGAGGCGUGUUAUCGUUGUGGCAAGAAAGGACACCUAGCGGAAGCGUGUUGGCACAAGGACAAAGAAUGUCACAAGUGCAAGAAAAUGGGACACAUCGCGUCUUCAUGCAAGAGCAGUGCGAAGAUGAGCAGUAAGCCAAGGAAACUGCCAUCCAAAGCUCAUCAUGUUGAGCAAUCAAGCGAAGCAGCGGAGGAAUUUCAAUUGUUUAUGUUGAGCAGUCAGGCGGCACUACGCGUAUUGAUUACGGUUUCCGUGAAUCACACCCGCUGAGUAUGGAAGUGGACACAGGACCUCAAUUAUCCUGACUACUUACUCAGGAGCCAGAUUGAAGGUUUUGGGUAAGGCAACGGUGUCUGUCAAGUACAAUGGUCAGGGGUGGAGCUUCCACUAAUUGUUGUGGAUGGAGAUGGACC